UCUCAGGGCCCAAGGUCCAGUGUGGGUGGGUGGGGUGUGUAGGGAAGGGGGUGCAUGGAGGAGGACAUCUGGCUUCCCUUCCUGUAAAAAAGGCUCUGGACAGGGUCAGCGUAUCCCGGAGAAAGGCCGACCAUGGAAGAUGGUGAGAAGGAAAGUGGUGACACCCCUCCUGGGCUGCCGGUGAAAUAUAAAGCUGGAUGGCUGAAGAAAAGCAGUGGAUUGCUGGGACUUUGGAAAGAUCGUCACAUUGUGCUUCUAAAAACCCAGCUUUUGCUGUGCGAGAGUGAGAAUGACCAGAAAGGUGAGACACUGGAGCUUGCAGACUAUGAACGGUGCCAAGAUCAAAAAAGCUUUCUAAAGCGCAAGCGGCACUUCAUCCUCAUCCCCUCACCUCAAACCAAGGGGCAAGAUCUGAAGUUUCAGACCAGGAACGUAGAAGAGAGAGACGCAUGGAUCCAAGCAUUGAAUGAGGGCAUCAACCGAGGCAAAAACAAAAUUUUCGAUGAGGUGAAAAUAGACACCAGUUGCUCCUUAGAACAUGUGACCAGGGAACGGGCCCAGAAGGGAGCGGCAAAGAGAAGACCUCCUACCAGGAUCCAUCUCAAAGGGGUGGCUGAAGCUGCUGAAGAUGGAUCUUCACGAUUAGACCUAGAACAAUUGGAAGGUGUGGUACAUAAGCCAUCUAAGUCUGAAGAUACACAGGUACCUCCUGAGCAGGAACCUGUGAGGAUCCCUACCCCUCAACCAGAGCCAGUUUUGGUCACAGAGAAGAAACCUGUGAAAAUUCCUGUUCCGCCACCAAAACAAGACCCUGUGCCAGAGAAGGAACACACAAAGAUACCUACGCUACCUCCAGAUCAGAUUUCGGAACCAUCGUCCAUAGGAAAGCCCCAUCUGGAUAAAACAGCCAGUGCUGCACCAGUCAUUCAACCUCCAUUACCACCUCCCAAAAUUCUUAAAGAAAGCAUUUAUGCAAGAGAGAAACUCUUGUCUGAAGGUGGAAACACAAACCCUGAAGAAAAAUCAGAUCUCAAAACAACUGUUAGCGGGAGCAGAGAAAACUUGGUAGAUAACAAUUAUCCUCCCAAACCUCCCCCAAAGAUCUUAUCUGACAAAAUGAAGAUUAAGUGGGAGGGAUCCACUUCAGAUCUGUUGGACAAGGAUACUAUAAAGCCAGUUGACAGAGGGAGCAAAGAGAAUCUAGUGGAAUUUGAUUCUGAUGAACUUGGAAAGACUGAUCUUGAGUCAGCUGUGUUGUCUGAUGAAGCAGAAGAACCAGAGCUGAAUGAUGAUUUAAACAGCCAACUGUAUAAUGACCAGGACAUCUUUGAUCAACUAGAUGAGAAAACCACUGAAGAAGUUGAAAAAAGUUUUGAAAAUUCUGAACCUAAAGAAAUGCUUGAACCUAGUGAAGUGCAAAAGAAGCAAAUGGUUAAAGAAGAGGCUUUUGAAGACUCUGGUUGCAGCCAAAGCAUGGAAGAACAAUCCUCAGAAGAACAAAGCACACUAAUUCCAAUUAAUUCUACAUCAGCAAAGUCAACAUUUCCUGAAAGGAUACCCAGAUCCUCUUCACUGGGAGAUUUCCUUUCAGAAGAUAGUAUGGGUUUUGAAAGGAGCAGUGGACAUAAAAAGCCAAUGUUGCAUCUUACUAAGGACCAUCUGCAACAAGUUGAAAUGAAGCUUGCCCGUGGAAGGGAGAACACAGAAACACUUUUAAAUCAGGUAUUGCAGGGUGAGCUUAUGAAAAGUCCUGAAGGCAAUGGGCCAGAGGCAGAGACACUUCUAAAUGAGGCUAUGAAACAACUCAAAGAGGCAUCAGAAGUAUUACAAGAGUUACAAGAAUCCAAUAACAGAUCAACUGAUGUGGCUGGGGCAGUUACCUUGAAAAAGAGUGACCUGGUGACUGUGUACAGGAGAAGUGUCCCUUAGUCUUCGCUCUAGUGUCCACAUAAUAAUACUGAGAAUAAACCUUAGAAGUGGAGUUAUGUGAUAAGUACCACCUUUCAAAAAAAGCUUCAGCACUUUAACCUUCUCCCCCUUCUGUGCCAGUGUUUCCUGUGUAUAGUUUUGGGAAAGAACAUUGUAGAUUAUUGUACACAAGCCUUAAUGUUGACCAGCUCAGCUAAAAUUGAUUUGAAAUGCAUUAUGUAUAAAUUUAAAUAGAGUAAUUCAUCAGAAAGUCCCAUAUGGGUUCAGGUUACACUCCAUUAUACCCGCGUAGAAAAACAGAUGUAAUAUUUAAAUAUAUUUGUGAUUAAAAACUGUAUAUAAAAGAGUUUUUUUUAAAAAACGCUGAUUAAAUGUUACAUUAAAGUGGACGUGUCUUCUAACAAGACAGACGAAUGUCUAUCUUGGCCUUAGGUCAUUUGAAUUUACCUGUAAGUUAUAAUGAUCUUUUUGCUAUAAUAAAAUGACAUAUUCUUCUGAAUUACUAUAUAACUCAUUUGGAAAGGCUAGCCAUUGGGCAGUGGGGAAAGGUAAAAUAAAGCAGUUCUUUGAAAGCUGAAAAUGAUUACUUCUUCGAAAGGCAGGCCAAGUUGUUGGGGCACCCUAGGCAACCCUAGGAAGGCCAGCUCUCAGCCCUUCAUCACCACCUCCUAAAUUCUUAAAGAAAACAUUUAUGCAAGAGAGAAACUCUGAAGGUGACAAGGGCAUUACUCUACUACCUACCCCUAGUUCUGACCCUGACGUCUUCUCAGAGGUUAUACCAUGUACAGGAACAGUCAGGAGGAGAAACAGAAGGUCUCUUUGGCUAAUGUUGUACAGUGAUACAUCCACUUUAAUGACUAUGAUGAUUUAUCAGAGACUACUGGAGUGAUAGGUUGUAUAAUAAAUGUAUUAAUACUGUGUCUGGUAUAGGGAUGCACUGAAUCCACUUUUUUGGAUUCGGCUGAACCCCAGAACCCUUUGCGAAAGAUUCGGCUGAAUACCGAACCGAUUCUGAACCCUAAUUUGCAUAUGCAAAUUAGGGGUGGGAAGGGGAAAACAUUUUUUACUUCCUUUUUUGUGACAAAAAGUCAUGUGAUUUCCCUCCCCACCCCUAAUUUACAUAUGCAAAUUAGGGUUCGGAUUUGGUUCGGCCAGGCAGAAGGAUUCGGCCGAAUCCGAAUCCUGCUGAAAAAGGCCGAAUCCUGGCCGAAUCCCAAACCGAAUCCUGGAUUCGGUGCAUCCCUAGUCUGGUAACUAGGGAUGAGCCAGCACAAUUGAAAUAGAGUCAUUACACCUUGCCUUGAUGUCAUGAGAUUUAAAAUAAAAUCAAGCCAGGGACCAGGGUUUAGUGCCUGAUUGUAGGUCUAUCUUUAAAGAGUUCCUUGUGCACUAUAAGUUAAUAUAAUAUAAUAAUAUUCUUCUUUUCUGGUUUUUGAGAUUUUUGCUUGCUUCUAACGCCUCAAAUUGCUGAUUGUCCUGACCAUUCCCUGUAUAUUGACUGUAUAGAGACUGUUUUACUCUUCAGAUACUACACUAUUGCACUUUGGCCUGUUCUCCGGUGUCAAGCUUUCUCCUAAUUCCCUCAAAGGCCAUGCGGCCGAGACAGUCAAGUCAACUUUCCGUUCAUAUAUACAUUGCUGCAUAUUUCUUAGGCUUGCACGUCUCAUUGUCAACUUCCCAAUUCUCUUUUCUGUGACUUUUUGUUAUUUUGACCAGCUAAAAAGUGUCUACUCUAAAUCAUAGUACAAAAGUUUGCUACCAUGGAAGUUUAUAUUUUAUAUGACAGGCAGGAAGUUAUUGAGAACUUAUGAUUGUGGGACUGUUUUCAUGUUCCAUGUGGGAAACGUGACUCUGAAAAAAAAACUUUCACUGAAAAGAGGCUAGCCAUACAAACCAGAAAUAGAAGCACAUACAGGGGGUAAUUUAUUAAGUUCCAAAUUUUUCUGUUCGGGCUUUUAAAGGGGAAAAUACCACUAUUUUGAAGGGAAAAAAACCUCAAAUUUUUUGAAGUCCGAUCGUGUUAAAAGUCCAGUGAAAAAAGUCCCAUUAACAAUUGUAAGAUUUUCUGGGUUGCGUUGGGUUUCUGAAAGAAUCUUAGCUUUCGGGGCAAUUUUACGAAAAAAAUUGUAUGUUUCAGUAAAAAAAUCUGGAAAAAUAGUAGGAUUCUGAUUUUUUUAAUGACUUUAUCAUGGCUUUUACCGCUCAAGAAAAACUUGUGAAAGUGUAUUGAUAAAUACUGUAGGGGGAAAAAGUCUGUCCGGUUUUAGUCGGAGUCGUUUUCAGAAAAUAGUGAGAACUUUUCGGAUUUUGAUAAAUAACCCCCACAGAAAUGUCUUCAAUGAUUAAUCAGCAAGUUCAGAUGUUUUAGAAUUACCUAUACUAGAUAAACCCCCCACAGACUUUAUUGUACAGUAUGAUGCUAAUUGCUAAUAUCGGAAAUAUAUCAGUGUUACAUAGUUUCCAUAAGGUUAAAUCCAUGUCUGAUUGUUCAAAAUCGGGGGAACCCUGGAGCUACAGCCACCUCCUCACCAAGAAUUAACUCUAGGGCUCACUUUGCACCCAGAAUCAAUGGGCAUUGUGUCCUUGCAUCUAAAGAAUCAGACGCACCCAUCGCUCGCAUGUUAAACAUUACAAAUCAUGCCAGACAGACUUCCAUGCAAUUGCAUCUGGUUUGUGACGAAACGCGUGUACGUUUGACUACAAUGAUGCUGGAAUUCUGGGAGGGAGAAAUGAUGAUUGUGCUCAGAACUACCUUUUAUAGGUAGCAAUGCUUCUGCCUAAACAGUUCAGUAUUCUGCUUGUCUUCCAUUUAUCAUUUGCUGAUUUCUUCUUAAGUAAUAAAAAAAUUAAUCUGCA
Xenopus laevis (African clawed frog) is the source of this 4785-nucleotide messenger RNA. It is a transcript of the gene plekho2.S, whose product is annotated as pleckstrin homology domain containing O2 S homeolog. The transcript is spliced from 6 exons. Gene Ontology annotation, biological process: macrophage apoptotic process. The record is from RefSeq and is a predicted model, not a curated record. Lineage: Eukaryota; Metazoa; Chordata; Amphibia; Anura; Pipidae. Bases 133 to 1929 code for a protein of 598 amino acids.